AUGAUACUUGCCAAAAUCCUCCUCCAACAAUUGUGGUUGGAGGGAACGGACUGGGACGAGCACGUGAAGCCUACGUCUUUCCAUAAGUGGAACAAUUUCCGUGAAGACCUCCAGGCAAUAAGCGCCAUCAGCAUACCGCGUUGGGUGCGCUUCGCGCCCGAAAAACGCAUACAGAUACAUGGUUUUUCAGACGCUUCUGAAAAGGCAUUCUGUGCUUGCGUUUACAUCAGAGUACAACACGCAGAAAACUCCUUCUCGACUCACCUUUUUGUUGCCAAAACCAGAGUUGCCCCGCUGCAAACGAUAAGUUUGCCACGUUUAGAACUUUGUGGCGCUGUGUUGCUGUCGAAGUUAAUCGCUUUUACCCGUUCCCAACUGAAUCUGCCACCUCAUGAAUCAACGCUCUGGUCAGACUCCUCCAUCGUGUUAGCUUGGCUGGAAAAACCACCACAUUCAUGGAAAACUUAUGUAGCCAACCGGAUCACUCAAAUUCUCCAGAAUGUGAGCAAUACCACUUGGCGCCACCUACCCAGCGGUGAUAAUCCAGCAGACUUAGGAACACGUGGAUGUAAACCACAAGAUUUAGCUGUAUGUUCCUUAUGGUGGAACGGGCCCGAGUGGCUCUCCAAACCAUCUUCUUCAUGGCCCAAAGGAGUCCCAGCCAAUUUAACUCCACCUGAAAUGAGACCAAUAGAGUCCCUCCACUCCUUAGAUUGUGCGGAUAUUCUUGAACGCUUUUCCUCAUUUUCAAGAGCUUUAAGAGUCAUUUCGUUUCUCUACCGGUUCGUACGUCGCUCGCGAGAUUCCCCAAUUCCAGCAUCGUUAGCUCUUACACAGGAGGAAUUGAAUCUCGCAAAAUUAAAACUGAUCGCAAUAACACAACGCAACUAUUUUGCAGAAGAAAUAAGUGCCUUGGAAUCCUCCAAACCCAUUAGCAAAAAAAGCUCUCUGUUAACCUUAAACCCUAUGUUGGAUAAUGCUGGUAUUAUGCGAGUAAAUGGACGUUUAGCUUAUGCCGCCCUAAGCUAUAAUGAACGCCACCCCAUAAUCAUCCCAGACGGCUCGAAAUUCUGCUCACUGCUGCUAGACUUUCUCCACAAAACCUUGCUUCACGCUGAAAAGCAGCUAAUGAUUCGUAUGGUGCAGCAGGAGUAUUACAUUCCCCGCCUCAAACAAAAGGUGAAAGGGUGCAUCUUCCAAUGCAAGACUUGCACUAUUUACAAACAGCGAAUGCGAUCACAAAUAAUGGCGGCACUACCCCCAGAGCGUUCAUCGUACUCGCUGCCCUUUCACACAACCGGCGUUGAUUUCGCUGGACCGUUUAUGGUAAAAACCUCCCCCCUGCGACGAGCGUCUCACACAAAAGCAUACGUUUGUGUAUUCGUAUGCUUUUCCACAAAAGCUGUCCAUUUAGAAUCAUGCACAGAUUUGACCACCGAAGCGUUCAGAGCCGCAUUCACUCGAUUCGUCGGCCGCCGCGGACUGCCAAACAAAAUUAUGUCCGAUAACGGGAAGACGUUUAUUGGAGCACAGCGGGCUAUCCAGCGUGAUUUUGCUUUAUUUCUGAAAGAGGCAGCUUCGGAUGUCGCUGCACGAUAUGCGGUACAGGGACUCUCUUGGCAGUUCAUACCGCCAUACGCCCCUCACAUGGGCGGUCUGUGGGAAGCCGCCGUAAAAAGCUUUAAAACCCACUUCACUAAAGUCGCUGGAAACCAAAAAUUCACCUUUGAGGAAUUCACCACUCUCCUCAUCCGAAUCGAGGCAGUCCUCAACUCGCGCCCUCUCUCCCCCAUGUCACAAGAUCCAAGCGACUUAUUAGCUUUAACGCCAGGCCAUUUUCUCCGUGGGGCUCCCUUGGUUUCCCUACCUGAGCCGAAUGCCGAAAAUGUAUCGCUCCAUACCAAAUGGCAAAAAUUGAAAGUCCUCCAUCAGCAAUUCAGCUCACGUUGGAAAACCGAGUACCUACAAGAAUUGCACAGGAGAUAUAAGUGGAAACACCCACAACUCAAUAUCCGCGAAGGAGAUUUUGUGGUGAUCAAAGAUGAUCUCUUGCCUCCCACUGACUGGCGCCUUGGCCGAGUCACCAAACUCCACUUUGGGGCGGACCAAAACGUACGAGUGGUAGAUGUUCGAACACAAGCCGGCAUAGUCACUCGAAACGUCACUAAAAUAUGCGUAUUACCCUCAUAA
Messenger RNA from Rhagoletis pomonella (apple maggot), 2190 nucleotides. RefSeq lists its product as uncharacterized. Lineage: Eukaryota; Metazoa; Arthropoda; Insecta; Diptera; Tephritidae. The coding region runs from base 1 to 2190 and encodes 729 amino acids. Gene Ontology annotation, biological process: DNA integration. Gene Ontology annotation, molecular function: nucleic acid binding. The transcript has a single exon. The record is from RefSeq and is a predicted model, not a curated record.